This is a messenger RNA of Pomacea canaliculata, 2020 nucleotides long. Its product is annotated as zinc finger CCHC-type and RNA-binding motif-containing protein 1-like. The transcript is spliced from 7 exons. Gene Ontology annotation, molecular function: RNA binding; zinc ion binding. NCBI's taxonomy places the organism in Eukaryota, Metazoa, Mollusca, Gastropoda, Architaenioglossa, Ampullariidae. The record is from RefSeq and is a predicted model, not a curated record. Gene Ontology annotation, cellular component: U12-type spliceosomal complex. Gene Ontology annotation, biological process: mRNA splicing, via spliceosome. The coding region runs from base 520 to 1224 and encodes 234 amino acids.
UCUUUCAACUUCAUCGUCUGCUUCAAAAUCAAAGUGCAACCGGUUCAAAGCAGUGUUCUUCGUGAAAGCCAGCUGUUUUUUGUGAUCGAAAAAUCUUUAUUAUUAACCCACUGUAUUUCUUAUAAUAUGGAUUUAAUGUUAAUUGUACUUUACGUACAUUGUUCGAUACAUUUUCUAGACUAUUUUAGUGUUUAUAUAGGUCAUAAAGUAUAAUUAAUUCAAUGCCAGUUACGUUCUUAAUAACUUCAUCAGAUCAUCGUACAAAGAAGGGCUGAAAGAGAUGAACACUCAGGAAGGAUUGUGGACUAAAGUGUGUUGUGUGGAUGUGGAAACUGGUGUUGCGUUACAUUAUGUAAAGAUUAUGUGUUUGAAUGAUAAGACAUAUGAAAAUGUAUAAUACGCAAAUGAGUUUUGUGUUCUGCUUUUAUUUUCAGAUUCAGCAAAUGAGUUAACCAUUGUGAAAGAAUUAUCAUCUUCACGAUAUGUACGUCACGUCCACAACGCAGAUCACCUGGAUGGAUGUUGGAGACUGCUGUAGAAGCCUGCAUGUCGUCUGCUCCACGGAAGCACAACAUGAGUAAGGGACUAGCACCAAGCAAAAGCACAGUAUAUGUCUCCAAUCUUCCAUUUUCACUCACAAACAAUGAUCUACACAAGAUUUUUGAUAAGUAUGGCAAAGUUGUCAGGGUGACAAUAAUGAAGGACAAAGAAACUCGAAAAAGUAAAGGGGUUGCAUUUGUACUCUUCUUGGACAGAGAUUCUGCCCACAAAGCAGUACGGGCUCUUCACAAAACAAAGAUGUUUGAACGUACAAUCAACUGCACCAUUGCUAAAGAUAAUGGACGGGCUCCAGAAUUUAUUCGACGGAGAGAAUACAAAGACAAGUCCAGGUGCUAUGAGUGUGGGGAUGAGGGUCAUCUCAGCUAUCAAUGCCCCAAAAAUUUACUAGGAGAGCGAGAACCUCCCCCUAAGAAAAAGAAAGUACGGAAGGGACAGAAGACAGAGGAGGGUUACAGCCACGAGGAUGACUCUGAUGCCAGAUCAGAAGAUGAAAAAGUAGAGGAGAUAGACAGCUUGGCUGCAGCUAUCCAGUAUCAGAGACAGAAAGCAGAAGAGGAAGAGAAGUAUGGUGAGACAGCAUCCUGGCAAACUGAUUCUCCUCGCCGCAAGCGGUAUGUCAAGGACUCUUAUUUCAGUGAUGAAGAGGAUCUUGCUGGUGACUGAGGGAAAAUUUUAUCCUUGGUGAUCUCUUUCAGUUUUAGUUGGUGUGACAUCAUGGAUAUAAACACAAAAUAAGCAGCAUCUCUGAUGAGUGUGCUUGUUCUCUUGCAGGAACUGGUUUCAUGGUAGUGCCUGUUAUGAUGAGUGUAUUGUGUGGUGGAACCUUUUUAAUGUCAACUAUAGGAUGUCCAUUUUUGGGCAGGUUGUUUUGGUGGCCUUGUGUAUAGCAUGCACUUGGUGAACUUUGACUAGCUGCUUGUAUGUUGGCUAAACAGAGUACUUACAGGACAAUGCACAGAUGAAUAAAAGAAGAUGUUAAGCAAUCCUUUUUCAUCAAGAUAUAAACUCAUAAAUUGGCACCAAAGUCACAGAAACAGGUGAGGAAACUUGGGGGCAUGUAGUUCUGUGAGUAAAAUUAGUCUGGGUAUGUCCGACAUGUUUCUUCCUCACAGUGGUUAGUUGUCUGCACACAAGUACUUGGACAGCAGUAAGGAUGGUUUUCUUGAGAUAAUUCCUGCAAUAUAAACUGCAUACUUUAAAGAAAAGAUUAUAGGUUUGAAAAUCAUGCCACACUUCAUAAAUAAGGGUGUUUAUCUACUCUUGCUCGAAUGUGGUGAGUAAUAUUUUAGUGCAAACAUCUGGUUUUUUCCCUCCCAUCUCCCCUUUUCUCUCUGUGAGUAGAAAGAGUAGAAAAUGAGUGAAAAGGUUGAGUGCAGUGUGAAGGAUGAUGUGAUAAUUCUCUUAUUGUUUUCAUAUGUUUGAAAUGUGUCAAGAGAACAUUAAAGCAUAGUGAAUCAUA